Molecule: messenger RNA, 1117 nt
Organism: Harpegnathos saltator (Jerdon's jumping ant)
Lineage: Eukaryota; Metazoa; Arthropoda; Insecta; Hymenoptera; Formicidae
Exons: 4
Coding region: 286-774 (162 amino acids)
Source: RefSeq, a predicted model, not a curated record
CGACAAUCAAAGAGAAGAGAACCACAUGAUAAAUACAUUCUCUGCAACCUCUAAUUCUUAAUAUUUGGAGGAUCAAGGUGGCAGUUGUGUGUACAUCUUUUCAUUUCAUAACAAUAAACACAGUCAGUCGAAUCAGCCAGCAAAUAUCUUGUUUAUAGCGAUUAGCUUCCCGUCAAAGCUGAUUUUUGUUUUCCGGCAAAGGAUUUAGCAAGUUCACAUUCUACAGAACCUCCUAGGAGACGAUCAAUCUCGUCAUUUUACAUGUAAACUUCACUCACAGCUAGGAUGCACCUCAUACUUCAGUUUAGUCUGUUUUCUCUGCUAACGUACGUGUUAAUCUCACAAAUAAGAGAUGCAAAGUACGUACCAAAGGAUCUUAAUGCCUGGAAAGCGCAAAGAGGUUGGGUUGUACGACUCAACGACACACUUGAUGAUAUGCAUGAUAACAUAGACGUACCUUCUAACAUCAGUAAAAUACUUAAGAAGGGUCUUUAUGAGCUCAAUAAAGUACUCGAAGACCUACCGCAGGUUCACGUCAAAAUGCAAAAGAGACUGAAUGUGCAGUUAAUAGAAAUUAUAACAGACUCAUUAUAUCUUAAGAUGAAAAUAUCAAUGAUGCCAUGGCGCACUGCCUUUAUAAAUGAAAUCAUAAAUAAUGCAGUCUAUAUAUUAGCUGCCUUUUUAUUUGGACUUUUUAUAGGAUAUCAAACAGGAUGUAAAAUCGCUGUACGUCUCGAAAGAAACAGGAGAAUAAAUGCGCCACAAGUAGAGUAGAAGUUACGAUUUCAAGUAUACUAUGAUAUGGUUUAUAGUAACAUAUAUUCAUUUUUAUCAAGUAUACGACAAACGCUUAUGAUCGUCUACUUUUACGAUGUAGAUUUGCGACAGAAUUUGUAUGAUACUUUUUCAAUGACUUUGUGUGAUCGUAGAAACGCAGACAGCACAAACUUCUAAAAGAUAUUUUAGAUAUAUCCGAAAGACAUUCUAUUUUUCUUUAGACACCGUUGAGAGACAUUUUCUAGAAAUUUGCGUUGUCUGGCGAGUGAUCAAUAUUUCUGCGUAGCACAUAUAUUUAAUUAUUAUUAAAUUACCAUCGGCAUAUAUUACCGCUAUUAUU